This is a messenger RNA of Protobothrops mucrosquamatus (brown spotted pit viper), 1291 nucleotides long. Its product is annotated as acyl-CoA (8-3)-desaturase. The transcript has 12 exons. Gene Ontology annotation, biological process: lipid metabolic process. Bases 155 to 1291 code for a protein of 378 amino acids. The record is from RefSeq and is a predicted model, not a curated record. Gene Ontology annotation, cellular component: membrane. NCBI's taxonomy places the organism in Eukaryota, Metazoa, Chordata, Lepidosauria, Squamata, Viperidae. Gene Ontology annotation, molecular function: oxidoreductase activity, acting on paired donors, with oxidation of a pair of donors resulting in the reduction of molecular oxygen to two molecules of water.
AACUUCUGUAGCAGCCACCUCUGCUGGCAGCAACGAACAGGCAAGAAUUGCAGCAGGGGAGGGGUUGCCCUCCAGGAGGAAUGAAGAAAGGUAGCAUCAGCUGGAGGAUCCUUUCACAGCCUUUCAUGUUGACAAGACUCUAGUAAGGAAGCACAUGGCGUCACUUUUGAUUGGGGAAUUGGCACCUGAUCAGCCCAGCUUUGAACCUAGUAAAAAUAAAUUACUAGUAGAAGAUUUUCGGGAGCUGGUGUCCACUGUUGAAAAGAUGGGACUCUUCAAGCCAAAUCAAUUCUUCUUUUUCCUGAUCCUUCUGCAUAUUUUACUGCUGGAUGCUGCUGGCUGGUUUGUGAUGUGGUACUUUGGGACAUCUAUAACACCUUUUCUUCUUGCGACAUUUUGUUUGACCCUUGCACAGUCUCAAGCAGGCUGGCUGCAACAUGAUUUGGGGCAUCUUUCAGUCUUCAGCAAUCCAAAAUGGAACCACCUUUUUCAUGAAUUUGUGAUGUGCCAUUUAAAGGGACUUUCAGCUAAUUGGUGGUCUUUGCACCAUUCCCAGCAUCAUGCUAAACCCAACUGUUUCGAGAAGGACCCAGACGUUUCAUUUCAUCCCAUUAUUUUGUCAUUAGGGGAACCUCUUUCUUUGGAGUUGGGUUUGCAGAAAAAGAAAUACAUGCCUUAUAACUAUCAGCACAAAUAUUUUUUCUUCACAUUGCCACUACUUGUAGUACCAACUUUUCAAGUUUACUCAUUGUACUUUAUAUUCCAGCGCAAACUCUGGAGGGAAAUGGCAUGGACUUUUGCAUAUUUUAUCCGAUUCUUUAUUGCCUUCAACCCCAUAUUGGGAUUCAAGGGUAUUCUGGGAUACCUCCUUCUUUUGAAUGUUCUUGAGAGUAUCGUAUUUACAUGGAUAUCGCAGUUGAAUCAUCUUCCUAUGCACAUUGAUCACGAUAAAAACAUGGAUUGGUUCUCUACACAGCUUCAGGCAACAUGCAACGUGAAUCAAUCUUUUUUCAAUGACUGGGUAACGGGGCACCUGAAUUGUCAAAUUGAGCACCAUCUCUUCCCUAUGAUGCCUCGGCACAACCUUUGGAAGGUGACUCCUUUGGUGAAAUCCAUGUGUGCCAAACAUGGUAUUGAAUAUCAAUCAAAACCCCUCUUCACUGGCUUUGCUGACAUUGUGCAUUCCUUGAAGGUUGCAGGUGAAAUCUGGUUCAAAGCAUAUCAUUAUGAACAGAAAAUACCAAAUUCUAAAAUCUGCCUUCAACAAGGGAAGGAGGGUGAAGAGACAUGA